Molecule: messenger RNA, 480 nt
Organism: Mauremys mutica (yellowpond turtle)
Lineage: Eukaryota; Metazoa; Chordata; Testudines; Geoemydidae
Product: natriuretic peptides A-like
Exons: 3
Coding region: 1-480 (159 amino acids)
Biological process (GO): cGMP biosynthetic process; neuropeptide signaling pathway; negative regulation of systemic arterial blood pressure
Cellular component (GO): cytoplasm; nucleus; extracellular region
Molecular function (GO): hormone activity; hormone receptor binding
Source: RefSeq, a predicted model, not a curated record
AUGGGCUCGUUGACUGCUGCCGCCCUGCGGUUCCCGCUGCUGCUGCUGCUGCUGCUCAGCGUGAAGCCCCAAGGAAGAGCCAAAGCUCAUCCCAUGUACAGCUCGGCCUCCGCGGCUGAACUGGCUGACUUCAAGGCCCUGCUGGACCACCUGGAGGACAAGCUCCCAUCAGAAGCAGCAGAGGCAGGUUUGUCCCAAGAAAUGAACGAACAGAAUGAGGAAGCCCCAGGAGAUGCCUCACGUCCCCUUGCUCCCAGGAACAGCGACUACGUUAGACCCCAAAGAGAAGGCCUCGCCUAUGGGCGUAACAGCUGGGAGCUGCCCGAGAAACCUCCGUCUGCCCUGAGGAGCAAACUACGAGCACUGCUGAACUCGCCACGCAGCAUGAGAAGGUUCUCGGAUUGCUUUGGCCAACGGAUAGAUAGAAUAGGAGCCCAGAGCGGACUUGGAUGCAACAGCUACCGGUGUCCAGGUGGAUAA